Molecule: messenger RNA, 648 nt
Organism: Hibiscus syriacus
Lineage: Eukaryota; Viridiplantae; Streptophyta; Magnoliopsida; Malvales; Malvaceae
Product: putative NAC domain-containing protein 94
Exons: 2
Coding region: 1-648 (215 amino acids)
Biological process (GO): regulation of DNA-templated transcription
Molecular function (GO): DNA binding
Source: RefSeq, a predicted model, not a curated record
AUGUCAUCUUUCCCAAGCUUUCUUCUCCGCCGCUUCCCCUGCUUCAUUUCUAAGGAAGCUGCAAAAUCCAUUUUCGUGGUUUUAAACAGUAAAAAAUUUCUUGAGAUUAAAUGGCACCAAAUGUUCCAUAGAGGAAGAGCUGCCAAAGGGAUUAAAACAGAUUGGACGAUGCAUGAAUUUCGACUGCUUUCAGUCUCGGACAAAACCCUUUCUGCUAAUGAUUCGUGGGCUAUUUGUAGGAUAUUCAGAAAGAUCAAUUUCAUUGCUCAAAGAGCUCUUUCUCGUGUUUUGAUACCCUCAUUAUCAUCUGAUAUACUCCACAAUUGUGACCCUUUCAAUCAGUUCAAUUCGGACAACAUUUCUUGCAGAAACAAUGAACUGCAACAUGCACAACAAUGGAGACCAUCUCCGUUGCCGGAUCCCAAUGGAGACCUUCACAACAACUUCACGUUUUCGAUCGAUGCUUCAUCUACUGUAUUGAAGCCACAUACGAUGAUGAUGGUCGCCGGUGAAGUUACGAACAACUCCGGGAGUAUGGAUUUUGAAGGGCAACAACAGCAUUUCGAUUGCUUCUCAAUAAACUUAGCACAAGACCUGCAAGGAACAGGGAAGACUUGGAAUGAAGGCCUUGAUGAGAUUUCCUUUUAG